This is a messenger RNA of Carlito syrichta (Philippine tarsier), 1411 nucleotides long. RefSeq names its product phosphoglycerate mutase 1 (gene PGAM1). Gene Ontology annotation, biological process: glycolytic process. Gene Ontology annotation, molecular function: intramolecular phosphotransferase activity. Bases 93 to 629 code for a protein of 178 amino acids. The transcript has 3 exons. NCBI's taxonomy places the organism in Eukaryota, Metazoa, Chordata, Mammalia, Primates, Tarsiidae. The record is from RefSeq and is a predicted model, not a curated record.
CAGAUGCUGGCUAUGAGUUCGACAUCUGCUUCACCUCCGUGCAGAAGCGAGCCAUCCGCACGCUCUGGACGGUGCUGGACGCCAUCGACCAGAUGUGGCUGCCCGUCGUGAGGACGUGGCGCCUCAAUGAGCGCCACUACGGGGGGCUGACGGGCCUCAACAAGGCCGAGACCGCCGCCAAGCACGGGGAGGCGCAGGUGAAGAUCUGGAGGCGUUCCUACGACGUGCCGCCGCCGCCCAUGGAGCCCGACCACCCCUUCUACGGCAACAUCAGCAAGGACCGCAGGUACGCGGACCUCACUGAAGACCAGCUGCCCUCCUGUGAGAGUCUGAAGGACACCAUUGCCAGGGCGCUGCCCUUUUGGAACGAGGAGAUCGUUCCCCAGAUCAAGGAGGGCAAGCGGGUGCUGAUCGCGGCCCACGGCAACAGCCUCCGGGGCAUCGUCAAGCACCUGGAAGGUCUCUCUGAAGAGGCGAUCAUGGAGCUGAACCUGCCGACCGGGAUCCCCAUCGUCUACGAGUUGGACAAGAACCUGAAGCCCAUCAAGCCCAUGCAGUUCCUGGGGGACGAGGAGACCGUGCGCAAAGCCAUGGAAGCCGUGGCUGCCCAGGGCAAGGUCAAGAAGUGAGGGCCCGCGGGCGACGACCACCCUGACAUCUCCCUCCCCUCUCCCCCCCCCACGACCACGUCUGUUGGGUCCUGAGCUGUAGCUGCAGAUGGAACCGGUGGCUCCCACUGUCCCGUUAGCCGUUGGCCUCCUGCACCCACUCCCUUCAAACGGUCUAGUUGGAACCGCACCUCCGGGCCCGCCUCUCGGUCCUGGCCGAGGGAAGCUCCUCCUGGCCACGCAUGCACGGCAGCCCCUGUCUUCUGGGGACCCGCUUGAGUCGGGGAGAGGGAGGAGCCAUGCCGAGGCAGGGCCAGUGAGGAGAGAGAGCCUCUGCCCCCAGGAGCCAGGCCUGUCCUCUCUCAGGGCACCGGCUGGGGCUGCAGGCAUUCCAGUGCAGAAGAGUGUCACCUGCACAGCGGUUCAGAAGCAACCCUUUCCUCCCUGGCCCUAGAAGGUUGGGAUCAAUCCUGAAGCAGGUCUAUGUGUUGCAUUUACUUUUACAGAAAAUAAGUAUAAAUAGUACAAAACAAAACCCUUCUGGGGCUUCUAGUGGCGCCCAGAACAAGCCAUUCCUUGCACCAACACGGGUCCAGCUCCUUGGCCCUGAGGGGUCAAACUGUCCGCUGUGUGUCCAGUCCCUCCUCGGCCGGCGAGAGGCCUCAUCACGUCCAGGUGUGUCUGUCACCGACUGGCUUCUGAAUCAUGUGCUAGUUGCUUGCCCCGCCUCGGGCCGUGUUCAUUCUGAGCAUAACUGUACUAUGUCUUUGCAGAUCAGUAUAAUAAAGGAGUGAUGUGCAAUA